AUGCCUUACCAUCCCCAAACAAAUGGACAAGUCGAGAUUUCAGACCGGGAGAUCAAAGAAAUAUUGGAAAAGACAGUGUCCAACUCCUGCAAGGACUGGUCGUUGAAAUUGGAUGAUGCUUUAUGGGCAUACCGCACUGCCUUCAAGAUUCCAAUCAGAAUGACCCCAUUUCGACUUGUGUACGGUAAGCCGUGUCAUCUUCCGGUGGAACUGGAACACAAGGCUUACUGGGCAAUAAAACAACUUAAUAUGGACCUGAAGCUAGCUGGAGACAAGAGAAAGCUACAAUUAAAUGAACUUGAUGAAUUGAGGAUGGAUGCCUAUGAACAUGCCAAGUCCUACAAAGAGAGGACAAAGAGGUGGCAUGAUCAAACACAUCAUGCGAAGGGAAUUCAGAGAAGGGGACUUAGUGUUAUUGUUUAA
Zingiber officinale is the source of this 423-nucleotide messenger RNA. RefSeq lists its product as uncharacterized. Bases 1 to 423 code for a protein of 140 amino acids. The record is from RefSeq and is a predicted model, not a curated record. Lineage: Eukaryota; Viridiplantae; Streptophyta; Magnoliopsida; Zingiberales; Zingiberaceae. Gene Ontology annotation, molecular function: nucleic acid binding. The transcript has a single exon.